AUGCCCCCUCAUAUCAACUUUCAGCGUGAUCACACUCACAACUCAAAGCAAGCUGUCCCAGGAGACAACAGUCGGGGGCUACUGACGACUGAUUCUUCAGGGCUCACGGAGACCUCCGGUUUCAGCGACACUCCAGUUGCCACCAGUGAUUUCGCAACACGCUAUGAUGAACCAAUACCAAAUCAACGUGGUUUAUCUCCUUUUCGCCCGGCUCCCACCGAGGACGAAGGGUUUGGUCAAUCCAGCAUUCAGUCAUCAAACACAGGGCCCCUCAUGUCUGAUUACAGAAACAACUCAGAAGUUACAUCUUUGGCUUCAUUUGAUGGGCGAUACGAUCUCAGUGAUCAACCCUAUCCGGCAGUCAUACCAGUCGACAAUGUUUCUUCGUCAAUUGGUAUUGCACCCAGCUUACAACAUUCGAAUCAGAGUCGUAGUGUUAUAAGUGGUCAAGCUCCUUCUUUGACCGGCCGUCGUACUGAGUCCGAGGCUACUGACACCAGUGGAAACAACUCCCCAAACUCCUCAACGCAUGCUUCCAAGCAUCAAGACACAGUGAGAGACCCCCGUCUCAUCAGUGAUACCCACCAGACCCUCGUUCCCACCGGACCUGCCUUUGCACUUCCGACCGCCUCAGGCUGUUCUUUUGAUAUCGAAGGAAGGUCAACCACGUCUGCUAAUUCCCAUGAAAACGUCGGAGCUGGUGAUACAACUUCCAACCUUACACAUGCAAAUUCUUCUGUCCAGUUGUCUGUACCAUUUGCAAACUCUCAGUCUAAUUCUUUCCAGUAUACUCGCCCUGUAACAUACAAUAGCAAUAACGAUAAUGAUGAAGUUGACGACAUUCACGAAUUAGCAACUGACUUGACGAAACCAUCUCGCAUUCCAACUGCCAUACCGCGCUACGCUCGCCGUGAUACCAAUUAUACAAGCUCUACCCCUGUCACCCAAAACUCUGUCCCCAAAUCUUCAAUUCCGGUUCCCCCCAUACGACCCAAAGCUGAUGACAUCACUGAUCAUGCGUCUUCUCAAUUGAAACCCAAUUUACCAGCAUUCAACUGGAAGAAUAAGGGCAUCGGAUUGGUCCAGCAUAACAUUCCCACCGGUGUUGAGGUCCCAAGAAGUUCCGCUGGGUCUGAUGAUGAUGGCAACUCAAGCUCUCCGUCCGCAAGCCUUGCACCUGCUCUCAAGCCCAGUUUUGCCACUUCACACGCCCAAACUUACGACCAGAAGGCCCAGUCUUCAUUCCAAGACACUGCAUCGACUAACUUUAAAUAUUCAGCUGAACCCGAAGCCGAUACGCAGUCUGAUCGAUCCAGCCGGUCCGAACUUGACCAUCGUCCCUCGAACUUCGGUGUUAGCUCUAGCUCCGCUUUCGCUGCCUCUCAAACCAAAGAGUUCGAUUCCUCGAGUACUUUCCAAGCGCAAGAGCGGUCAGCUGGGUUCAACAUGUCUGAUAGUUACCCGCUGCCUCAACCAACCACCAUAGCUGACUCGAGUCAUGGGAUCGCCCGCUGUGGGGAUACUCAAGUCACACGCGAGCUACCAACAAACCAGCGCACCCCGAACAUCACUGAGCCAAACUUUCCCAGGAAGUUGGAAGACAUCAACUCCAUUGCGAAAUCUGAAGGAAGCUGCGAGAUCGAUGAACAUAAUCCACCCUCUUCCCUCUCCCGCAACAGGUUUGGUUUCUCGUCCAGUCUGCAGCGCUCCACGCAGACCCAACAAAAAGAUACUCAAUCAUCGUAUGGUCACAAUAUCAACUUCACCGAACCACCCAAGAAUUUUGGUGUUUCUGCAGUCCCUGAUAUAGUUGAGAAAACUGAUGGAAGUGACACCUCAGAUAUCUCGACAUCCAAUGAAGACCAUGAAGCUUCUCCUGCUCCUUACCUUUCUCGAUCUGAAACUAAACUUGACACAAGCCUUGGUCUAGCCGAUGAUCUACGAUGUCUCCCAACUGACCAAACUCGUGACACUGUAGAUAAGGAUGUGAACUUGACGUCGAAUGCACGUUCAGCGCCGAUCCAACAAGAGCAAGCCUCUACCGUGUUUCAAGCUGAGAGUCUUACCUCUUCAGAUCUGGAAGCUCAUGAUCGGAAUAGCAACGCUACGGAUGAGGCUUUGGGUAGACAACAAUGGAGCGCCGUCUGUCCAAUUACUCAGUCAUCAAUUGUGGAUGACAACAUGACCCCGUCCUUGAAACAUCAAUCGAGCCAAGUACAAAGUCAAACCCAUGAAAUGCCCCCGACCACCAGAUCUGCAGUUCAAGACCAGCAUGCUCACCGAGCCUCAAAGCCAUCCGAAUCCGAUGACGAGGAGCUUGAAUACUUAGAAGACAACAAUUCAGAUGGUCAAAUUUCAAGCAAGAAUCUGGAGCAGACCUCAUUCGAUCACCCAGAAAAUACUAAGGCUACAAUCGAACCAUUGCCAGUUGUGCCUCCACCACCAGCAGAGCAUCCACUCAACCCCUUCACCGGUCGCUUUUCAGAUUGCGUCAUAGAAAACCGCGUUCCUCAAGAUUUCAGAGAUGAAAAGACCUCGACUGGGUGGAUUGUUUCCAAAGAAGCACACAAGCAAGAAGUCGAUCUCAAGACUGUAUCAAAUCAAGUCGGAGAUAAACCAUCCGGAAGCGAACACAGCUUCGAAGUCAAGGCUGGAUCUGAGAGCAAUCCUUCAUCUCCAAGCUUGCAAGCUACUCAUCACUCGAACUUUGAUCAAACUUUGGACGAACCCAUCUUCAACAAACCUGGUAGAUCAGACGGUCAAGACAGUACAGUAGCACCAUUUACUCUGGAAUCGUCAACUAAACAAAUUGAAAACUUCGGAAAAGUGGAGGUUGAAUCUGACAGUGGUUCUUCAUCCUCAAGCUCCAAGGCUACUCAUUUUUCAAAACCUGACGAGUCUUUUGAGUCUCCCGCUGUUUACCUACCUGAGAGGUCAGUUGGUCAGAACAGCAUUUGGACUGCAUCUGCUUUGGAAUCGUCAAUGGAGCACCAAACAAAUCUUGAAAUCAAGCAAACCUUCGAAGUCGAGGAUAGAUCGGAGAGCGAGUCUACAUCACAAAGCUCCAGCGUUUCUCGACAUUCAAAAUUUGAUUCAACAUUGGACAAACCCCCUUUCUACAAAUCUGAUAAUUUAGAUCAUCAUGAUAGCGUAGCAGCAGCAUUUAUUUCGGACUCCUCCACCAAAGAAGCCACAAACUUUGAAGAAGUAGAGGCUGAAACUGAUUCUUUGUCCUCAAGCUCCCGAGUUUCUCAUACUUCAAACCUUGAUCAGCCUUUUGAAUCUUCUACUGUCCACAAACCUGAGAUGUUAGUUGGUCCAGCUAGUGUGGCAGCUACAUCUGCAUUCGAACCGUCGAAUGAACGCUCAAAGAAUCUCACAAUUCAACGAAGCUUUGAAGUGAAGGACGGAUCGGAGAGUGUCUCUUCAUCCUCCAGCUCCAGGCCCUCUCAUGUUUCAAGAGGUGAAACUCCGAAAUCUCCCAAUGUCUACGAAGCUGGUAAGUUAGCCAGCCAGAAUAGCGCAGCAGCUUUGUCUGGUGUGGAAUUUUUGAUCAAACACACGGCGGAUGUCGAAAGCGAACAUGACUUUGAAGUUGAGGCCGAAUCUGAGACCAAGUCUUCAUCAUCGCACUCCAGCACUUCUGAUCGCUCAAAGAUUCCAGAUCAACACUUCGAAGAAUUCACUGUUGGAGCACCCCACUAUGGAGCUGCAGACGCCGGGAUCAAGUCAUCUCACCAAGAUCGCAAUUGCUAUGCCCAAGAUGCCAUCUCAGACCCCAGCAAUGUUGCCGAAUCUAUGAAUGAGUCCCAUUCUACUGGAGUUGGAUCCCACUUUGUUGGAAUUAGCAAGGCAUAUAAGAUUGACGAUGUGAAGAAGGAUUCUUUCUCGCACGAUCACCCCUCAGAUAAGAGUCAGCAUGCAAAAUCCCAAGAGGAUCAGCUGUCCAAGUCUUUUUCUCGACCCUCAUCACUGCGAUCAACAUCAUGUGAUUCCUCUUUAGUGGAGCGGGAGCGCAAGAUUGAAGUAGGAGUCGAUUCAAAACAUACCGACAUAAUCGAUUCCAGAGCAACGAGUGAGUGGCAAGAGGACGCACGCUACCCUCAAUCAACUGCUCACCAAGCCGUUGAGCCUACUCGGACAUUUGGUGAAAGCAAAAAGGAUGUCUCCUUCCCAUCACACUCGCUGGCCAACACUUUAACUGUUUCAGAACCCAAAGAUUUCAGCGUUGUCAAUUCUGAAGGCUAUGGUUCCAGCUCAAAGGGUAGCGGCACUCUACCCUCUGUUCAGAUGGGUGCAACAGACAAUCAUUCGGCCGACCAUCAUGCAGAUUUUUCAUCUCUUUGCUUGACCAGACACCAAUCUAGUCGGCCCCCUCCAGUAGCAGCUUUUCCUAUAGCUCUAGACUCGCGUGAGAAUGACUCCAAGUACGAAACCAAGCCUUCACAUCACACCAUUACAACUGAAGAGGCUGGAGCAGUCGAUGAUCAAACCGUAACUCAACGCCAUGCCAAGUACGAAGAUAUAUUGUCGGUCUCGGCAACGUCAGAUUGUACUUCAAAUUCUCUAUCUGAGGAUGCUUCCGAUCGCAAUUCAACUACCCAAACUCAGAACAUCAGACACACCACACAUUCACAAGAACCUUCGUCUACCUACAUGCCUGACGAUACAUCCCGAGUCAUUCGGGAUAGUGUUGCUCCACCAGCCGCGCUUACUGGCUUACCAGAUUCUUCGCAACAUCUAUCAGCAGCGAUAGAUGAUGGCUCCUCAUAUCAUCUUCAUCAGCAAGACGCUCAAAGGAUUGCUGUCACAGACCAACCUCACAAUGAACCUGAUGAAUGUGCCACGGGCAUUCGUCGUGUCACUACUAACGUAUCUACUUUCCUUUCUGCACAGGUCGACGAAAGCUCUCCACAUCAAUAUCAUCAACCAUUCCCAACCGGAACAUCGAACCAAGAAGGUCUGAUAGCGUCUCGGUCUCCUGAUGAUCUUGCUCGCGAACAAGGUAGUUCUUUGACUUUCAGAGCUCCUUUAGCUGAAUCCGAUGCGCUUAAGCGUCCGGACAUGACCCAUGACUUAGCCGAAGAAAGGUCACUUGAGACUUACUCAGAGCACACGAAUGAGCGCGACAACGUAGAAACUUCCAGCUGGACAAACUUCGAACCCACGCAAGAGCUACAAUUCUCAGGCCGUCAAAAUCCAACAACACAGUCAGUGCGCCAAGAUCAGUGGAGCAAUGAUCAUUCAAUCACCUCCAAACUCGAAUCUUCCGAAUCACCAUCUCAGGUAACCAUGAACAAAUCCCUUUUUCAAUCACCCACAACCGGUACAGAAACUGAAGACGGGUCACAUUCUGCUUUUACUGAGCACAAGCUCACCACUACCACUGACAGGACUGAGCCUUUCAGAAGUCAAGAGAUUUCCAUAUCCGAAACACCGCAAGACCCUACCGCUCAUCAAGAGAUGACCAGUUAUACGAAAUCCGAGGAGGACCAUCAUGGCAAUGUCGAUACUUUGGACUUUGCUUCGAACAUGUGCCUAGAAGCCCCCUCCCCUCCAAAAUCCAACUCCGAGGAUUCUGACGCGCCAUACGAAGAUAAAAAGGAUGAAACCCAGGUUCAACAUACACGCACUCAGUCUGCUAUAUCCCUACCACGCGAGACUCCUCUCUUGGCGGAAUCUGGUCAGACCCCCUCCCAGACACCUGUCCAGUCGAUGUCGGAUGUAGCUCGCCAAUAUGAUGCCAAUGCGGAAGCGUCCGACAACGGUACUUCCCCUGAAGUUUCAAUGAUUUUUAGAGAUCUCUCGGAAGAGCAAUCAGCCUUAGAUAUCUCAGUCGAACUGGAUGCGCACCGACAGCCAGAAGCAACUCUUUAUCAAUCAACGUUCAGAGAUGAUGACGCGGACGCAGCUCUUCUAGAUCACAGAGCUGCCUCAAAAAGUACAACUCAUUCGAUACAUACACCUCAAGAUACUUGGAGCUCUCAUUCUCGCCGGAGCUCUCAUUCUCGCCGCGAGACCUCCAUUGCUACACAUGAAGUAAGCGUCUUUUCCCAGCAAAGGAAUUCUCUCGCGGUGCAAAUCGCACCAGCCAGAACGUGUGAGAUUUCAGGCGCUAAUGCAAAUUCCUCAAUUUCUUUUGAACAGUUGUUACCCGAGUUUCAAGAUGAACAAAACCAAUCCCGAUCGGCACCCGAAGCGCUACUCACGCUGGCUUCUUCGGCAAAUCCUAGCGUCGCAUCUCCAUAUGAGCACAAUAUCAAUGUUGAGCAAGGGUCCGAGGCAUGCCACUUUGCACGAGCAUCUGAUCUACUUUCACCUGUUUCAGCUGCCCGGAACGGGACUGAGAAUACAGGCAAUCUUACAUCAAACAGUUUUGGGACAAGGAAUGAUCAGUUUGACGUCAUUCAAGCUUCAGUGCCUGUUUCACAGCUGGAGUCUUCUUCCGACAUCGAUGAUUCAUCAUCGUCCCUUUCUGUGUCAAACGAACUUGAUCAACGUAUGUUAACCACUGCGAUUCUCAUCUCAAUUCACUUUCAUGAAGCAAUGUCUCCUGGACACAGCUCGAAUGUCUUGCGCGAUACCGUUGAAACUGCACAAGAAUCCGAUAUUGAUAUCUUGCAAGAUAGUGCAGCACCUUCCAGCCGGUCCACUGACAUCUUGGAAGACGCUGCAGCAGAAUCUCGCAUGUCCGAACAGGGAACUCGACAGCAAGAUGAGCCCUUGAGCAACCCUUCAAGAGAACUCGCCGCUGUACAUCGUGAUCUUGAGGUCGACUCUCAACUUGCAGUGUUUGACGAUACACCAAAGGAGUUUCAACCCACCGAUCUCAGCUCAGAACUCGAAGUUUCUCAGUCCAGCAUUUCAAACAUGAUUCUCGAAGCUACCGCUCAUGAGAAAGGCGAACCCGAUAUUCAACACAGCUUGGGUUCUCGUACUGAUGACACAUAUCAACACGUCCAUACCGGAAGACUUUCAACAUUGGAUUCAGCCAUCACAACACUUGAGAAUGACCUCAAGUCACCCCUCACCUUUGGCAAUCAUGGCCUAGACGGCUCCCCUCAGGGAUCAUCCAAAUCUACACCAGAUGGAUCAGUCCACCUCAGUUCUAGUACCUCUUCAGGCGAGAAGCAUGAGCUCAACCCAACGUCACCUAGCAAUACGGUCAACGUAUCAGGCUUUAACGAAACGUCGAGAGAAUCUCACUUUGAGCUCAAACCUCAGGAUGCCAUCUUUCAAAGUUCAUCAAAGGAACUCAUGACUGGACAACAUGAGUCUAAGCUCGAAACCUUUCACUUUACACCUUCUCGUGAACGCUCAACCGAGCCUCUAAAUGCUGACAGGAGAUCACCAAAUGAUCAAAUUGAUCGCGAAUUUGCUGAGCUAGCCAUGACAGAUCAAACUGAGUCUCCCCUCAAGGUUUCAGAUGGCGCUCUUCCUGAUGAGCCAUCAUCCCCUGAACUCGUCUCCUCGGACUAUCCAAUUGAUGGCACUCCCACCAUACCGAUCGCAGAAGCUACUGCUGAUAUUCAAAAGUCUUUUAAUGACUCGACAGAGGUUUCAGAGACCAUUGAAGUCUUGCCACUCACUUUUCCCGAACCAGAUCCCUCAAAAGAACAUUCACUCGAAGCCAAAUCUGAUGAAAUAUACGCCUCAAAGACUCCAGUAAAAGAGACUGUCGAACACAUCACAAGGUCUCCCGAAACUUCCGAGGUGCUUGAGCCUGAACAACCCGCUUUCAAUCACCGGGGAUCUCCACCCAGCCUUCCGAACGAGAUACAACUUCAAAGGGUCAUGAAUCAAAUUGUCGGCUCGGACAUUCAAGAGAACAAUCAGAGCACAACCGAAUCGAGUGCUGCAAGUGCCACACUUCCUAUUGGCUAUGUUGACGAACCCGAGCUCUUAGUUGCCAAUAAUACCUCAGUAGAGCAGACUCAAGAAGGACAACCCGACCUAGAACUCAUAUCUGCAACUUCUUUCUUUGCAAAUGAGGAUUCCUUAGAUGACUCGUCAGCACGUGAGUGUGAGUCUAGCGUUUUCUAG
Molecule: messenger RNA, 8043 nt
Organism: Melampsora larici-populina 98AG31
Lineage: Eukaryota; Fungi; Basidiomycota; Pucciniomycetes; Pucciniales; Melampsoraceae
Exons: 15
Coding region: 1-8043 (2680 amino acids)
Source: RefSeq, a predicted model, not a curated record